Messenger RNA from Microdochium trichocladiopsis, 606 nucleotides. RefSeq lists its product as uncharacterized. NCBI's taxonomy places the organism in Eukaryota, Fungi, Ascomycota, Sordariomycetes, Xylariales, Microdochiaceae. The transcript has a single exon. Bases 1 to 606 code for a protein of 201 amino acids. The record is from RefSeq and is a predicted model, not a curated record.
AUGACUUCGGUCGCAUCGCAGACGAUACCUGUGGCAUUGUCGUCCCUGUAUACACCCACAGUUGACACCCCUCCUGGAGAUGACCCCCGCUCGGAUCUAUCAAACAUUCCAAUUGACGCUAUUGUCAGCGUUGAGGGGACCUCGGUCUUGGACUACAGCGAUGAAUACCGCCAAUCUGUCGGAAGGGACGACUAUGCGCAAGGUCCUCGUACUAGCAUCCAGCUCACAUUCGGAAGGUUUACGCCGGGGCGCAUCUUGAUCCAAGCAUACCUGAAGGAAAAUGAGUGCAGUCUCGUGAAGCUCGAGAACGGGGUUGUUCGUCGGAGUGAGGAGAUCCUGGCCACCAUAGCCAUCCCGCUUUCUGCACUUGAGACCCGCCCCGUCAUCGAAUGGUACAACGACGUUGGGCCGAUCAACGAGGCCAGCCCUGCAGCAUAUCACCGCAUCGUAGGUCGUGUCAAUUCAGGUGCUUUCACCGUCAAAAUUUAUGACAGAAGUUCUCGCAAUGCCGACACUGUCGUCCAGCAGAAUCCCCUCGCGUCCGAGCGCUCUGAGCUGUACGAGAUCGAUUUCUUCAUCUCUAAUGAGCAAUUCUUACUCAAGUAG